Messenger RNA from Dama dama (fallow deer), 693 nucleotides. Its product is annotated as tubulin--tyrosine ligase-like. Bases 1 to 693 code for a protein of 230 amino acids. Lineage: Eukaryota; Metazoa; Chordata; Mammalia; Artiodactyla; Cervidae. Gene Ontology annotation, molecular function: ATP binding. Gene Ontology annotation, biological process: protein modification process. The transcript has a single exon. The record is from RefSeq and is a predicted model, not a curated record.
AUGUACACCUUCGUGGUGUGUGAUGAGAACAGCAGCGUCUAUGCCAACGAGGUGUUCCAGCUGCUGCUCGCCACCGGCCACUGGAAGCGGCUGCGGCGGGGCAACCCCAGGUUCAACCUGAUGCUGGGAGAAAGGAACCGGCUGCCCUUUGGGAGACUGGAUCAUGAGCCUGGGCUGAUCCAGUUGGUGAAUUACUACAGAGGGGCUGACAAACUGUGUUGCAAAGCAUCUUUAGUGAAGCUCAUCAAAACCAGCCCAGAACAGGCUGAGUCCUGCACAUGGUUCCCUGAGUCCUACCUGAUUUAUCCAACCAACCUCAAGGCCCCAGUUGCUCCAGCUCAGAGUGGAAUCCAUCCACCGCUCCAUAGUUCAAGCACAGACAACAGAGAAUUUUUCCGGACUUCAUAUAACAGAAAGAAAGAGGAGGGAGAGGGCAACGCUUGGAUCACAAAGUCAUUAGCCAGAGCCAAAGGUGAAGGCAUCCUCAUCUCCUCAGUGGCUACAGAACUGUUGGAUUUCAUAGACAACCAAGGCCAGGUGCACAUGAUCCAGAAAUACCUGGAGUUCCUGGAUCUGUUCCUGGAGCCUGGUCAUCACAAGUUAGACAUCCGAAGCUGGGUCUUGGUGGACCAUCAGUUUAAUAUCUACCUCUAUAGAGAGGGUGUCCUACAGACUGCUUCAGAACUGUAUUAG